AUGAAGGUUCCUCCAGGGCCGAAGUACCUACUCAGUCUAAUACCCUUCUUUGCCAAACCAUCUGUGAUCGUCUACUUUUCACUAAGUCUAUUGCGGCAGCAUGUAAAGUUGUCUAUCCCACAAUGGAUGAUCAUCAUGCUGUCCAUAUUUGCACGACCGUGCCUAUUUGUGCUUGAAAACUAUGUUUCAGAGUGGCUCAAUGAACGCGCUGCUGCCCAACAUGGUGCCAAAUUGGCGACACGCUGCCCAGAAUCAUCUCUUUCUCUGGUCACUGAGUUCACGGAAUCAAUUUUGACUGGCUAUCCAGGUGAUGCCAUGCUUCGUUGGUUUAGUUUAUAUGGGCAUACAAUUCGAUUCACUUUUCUUAACAAUACGAUAAUGUCCACAGAUGAACCUGGUCAUGUCAAGGCCAUUCUUUCUAGUCAAUUCGAAUCGUUCGAGAAAGGACCUAUGCUAUAUUCGCAGCUCGAAUCAUUCUUUGGCACAGGGGUGUUUAAUGCUGAUGGUGAAAUGUGGAAGUCCGUAUCUUUGCAACUCUUCUUGAACGAAACCAUGUUCACGCCUAUUAUCAGAUUCCAUCGUGCUAUGACAAGACCAUUCUUUACAAAGGACAGGAUCAGUCAUUUUGAUCUAUUUGCGAGGACUUGUGACAUGUCCCUAGCCACAGCAAAGAAUAGGCUUUCAGAAGGAUACUCAAUUGACAUUCAGGAUCUUGUCUCGCGAUUUACCCUUGAUUCAAGCACUGAGUUUCUAUUUGGAGGCUCCGUAGGAUCCAUCCUUGGUGGUCUGCCGUAUCCACCAUCUUCCUCGAGGGAAAAUCCUCCCGAAUUUUACAAUCACCCUUCAACUACAUUUGUCGAUGCUUUUACUAAAGGUAUGGGUUAUACUGCACUACGACUGAUUAGAGGCAACCAAUGGCCUCUCAGCGAGUUUUGGAAGGACGUUGUGGCGCCGUUGCGAGAAAUUAUGGACCAAUUCACAGAACCGCUAAUGCAAGCUGCAUUAAACAAACGGGGACGUGAGGAAAUGAUUGGUACAUCAGAAAUCAAGGAAACCAUGGAUGACGAAACUCUUAUCGGAUACCUUGUGAAGAAUACACAAGACGAGAGAUUAAUCAAAGACGAACUCAUCAACCUUCUUGUGGCUGGGCGGGAUACUACCAUGUGCCUGUUAACAUUCUCUGUAUACAUGCUUUCCAGAUACCCAGAUAUAGAGAGGCGUCUGCGCGAGGAGAUAUACACCCACGUUGGACCAAAUGGUAAUCCGACUUACGACCAAAUUCGUGAUUUAAGAUAUAUGAGAGCAUUCCUGAACGAGGUCCUCAGGUUCUAUCCUCCUGUGACAAACGUGAAACCGGUCGUGCUGCCCCCUACUACACCUGAUGAAAAGCCGAUUUAUGUGCCAGCGAACACCUCUUGCAUGUACACAGUCAUAAACCUCCAUCGGCGGACAGACCUAUGGGGACCUGAUGCACUUGAAUUCGACCCCGAUAGGUUCCUGGACGAGAGACUGCAGAAGUAUUUCUUACCAAACCCGUUCAUCUUUUGCCCCUUCAACGCAGGGCCCAGAAUAUGCCUCGGUCAACAACUGGCGUAUAACGAGGCGUCGUUUUACCUAGUCCGGCUCUUGCAACAGUUUACCGGAUUUACUCUUGACAAAUCGGCCAACAUCCCCCCACCGGAUCACUGGGCUUCUGCUGAUAGAUGGAAAUCAAGAGAGCAAAUUCACCCAAUGUCUCACCUGACGAUGUAUGUCAAGGGCGGCCUGUGGGUCCAUAUGAAGGAGCUUUGA
Psilocybe cubensis is the source of this 1791-nucleotide messenger RNA. RefSeq lists its product as uncharacterized. The record is from RefSeq and is a predicted model, not a curated record. The coding region runs from base 1 to 1791 and encodes 596 amino acids. The transcript has 13 exons. Gene Ontology annotation, molecular function: monooxygenase activity; oxidoreductase activity, acting on paired donors, with incorporation or reduction of molecular oxygen; heme binding. NCBI's taxonomy places the organism in Eukaryota, Fungi, Basidiomycota, Agaricomycetes, Agaricales, Agrocybaceae.